Onychostoma macrolepis is the source of this 1694-nucleotide messenger RNA. RefSeq names its product protein inhibitor of activated STAT, 4b (gene pias4b). Gene Ontology annotation, biological process: protein sumoylation; regulation of transcription by RNA polymerase II. NCBI's taxonomy places the organism in Eukaryota, Metazoa, Chordata, Actinopteri, Cypriniformes, Cyprinidae. Gene Ontology annotation, molecular function: SUMO ligase activity; zinc ion binding; transcription coregulator activity. The record is from RefSeq and is a predicted model, not a curated record.
AACGCCUGGUCAUGUGACUCUUUGAUUGAUGACGUAUGAUCGCUGCUGUGAGCCUCAGAAGUCUUGUUAUUGUUUUCAAGCAUUUUCGUUUGUGAAUUUUACGCUAAACAUUUUAUACAUAUUUGCUGGUUCUGCGUGAUUAUGUCCACGGAUGUUUUGGAAGCCACAGUGAUGCUGGAGUCCUUACGGGUGACGGAGCUUCGUCUUCUGCUCUCCAAGAUGGGCAAGAGUAAAAGCGGCCUGAAGAAGGAUCUCAUGAAGAGAGUCGUGGAUCUGCUGCACAAUGAAUGCAGUCCUGAGCUGCUGUCUGCUGUCCGAGAGCUGCACAAACUCCGACAGGUUUCCAAAGACGCCCACAGGAGCUCAAAGCCCAGUCCUGUAGAAAUCAUCUCCAUGCCAGCAUGCGUCUCACCUGAGAAACCCCAGACACCCAUAUCAGUCCAUACAGAACCACAGAUGAUCGAACUGCCUUUCUACCAGACACUGGACACCAUUCUGUCACCUACACCUCUGGUGCCCAUGUGUGGAGGAGCCUUGCAGAAGUCAGAUUUAUUUCAUCUCAGUGCAAGUCAACAAGCUCAGAUCCAGAGCAGCAAGUCGUCUCAGUCCGGUCCAACAUCAGUUCAAGUGGUGCUCAGGAUUUGCUACAGUGAGAGCGUCGGUGUUGAAGAAGAUCAGUAUCCACCAAACAUCGUAGUUUCAGUUAAUCACUGCGCUCUCUGUCCCAUACAGUCUACCUAUUCAUCUGAUAAAACAGGGACUGAACCUUCUCGUCCGUGUCGUCCGAUCGACCUCACGCCUGAUUUGUAUCCUACAUUCACAAACCGAUUCUCAGUGAUCUGGGGACACUUCGGCAAGAGUUAUUCAGCGGCUGUGUAUCUGGUGCGGCUCGUGUCGUCUCAGGAUCUGUUGGAUCAGCUCCGCAGGACCGCGGUGGAGCAGCAGGAGCUCUGCAGACGGAGAGUUUCUGAGAAGUUGCGCUCUGAUCCAGAAAAUGAGAUUUCUACUACAGGUCUGCAAGUAUCACUGAUCUGUCCACUGGCAAAGAUGCGUAUGUGCGUUCCCUGUCGAGCUCGAGGCUGCGCUCACCUGCAGUGCUUCGAUGCUUCCUUCUACCUGCAAAUGAACGAGAAGAAGCCCAGGUGGACGUGUCCCGUGUGCCACAGAUACGCUCCGUUUGAUGAGCUGCGGAUCGACAGUUUGCUGUGUGAAGUUCUGGAGAAAUGUGGUGAAGAUGUGGAGGAGAUUGAAUAUCUGUCUGACAGCAGCUGGAGAGCCGUGAGACACGACAAGAGCGACAAAAACAAAGAAUCUGUUCAACAUCAACGGAUCAAACACAAUUGUAAACCGGUGGGCAGCGUUAUCGUGGAUCUGACUCAGUCUUCCUCCGAUGAUGAAGAUUUCCACAAAGAAGAGACUGUUUCUACACAUUUAGACGACAAAAGUGUGCUCUUCAGAAAAUCUGGCAUAGUUAAAACUUCUAAACCCAAAAGUUGAAAAACCCAGGUCAAUACUAUUAACUGAGCUUUAAGUAUUAGAUUUUAAUAUUUGUUAAUAUUACCCCUGACAGUAAUUUAGAAUCACAUUUCCAAAUGUUUUUAGCAUAUAAGGCUGAAUUGCAAUGUGAAGCUGUUGUCAUUCAGUCAUUGUGUUCUGCGUGUUGUCAGAUGUGUUGUGUGUGUUUUCAUUGUGAU